This is a messenger RNA of Hipposideros armiger (great roundleaf bat), 1204 nucleotides long. It is a transcript of the gene SDHB, whose product is annotated as succinate dehydrogenase complex iron sulfur subunit B. Gene Ontology annotation, molecular function: 2 iron, 2 sulfur cluster binding; oxidoreductase activity; electron transfer activity. Bases 209 to 1081 code for a protein of 290 amino acids. Gene Ontology annotation, cellular component: mitochondrial membrane. The transcript is spliced from 8 exons. NCBI's taxonomy places the organism in Eukaryota, Metazoa, Chordata, Mammalia, Chiroptera, Hipposideridae. The record is from RefSeq and is a predicted model, not a curated record. Gene Ontology annotation, biological process: respiratory electron transport chain; tricarboxylic acid cycle; aerobic respiration.
CGGGUCCUCCGCCACUGAGCACGCUUGCUUUUUGCUUUCCCUGCUUUCCCUCCUCCCACCCGGGAAACCGGAAGCCGCGUCUCACUCGGUGACUCCUAAGCGGCUAGCGGGUCUUGGGUAUCCGCUGGCUCUGCGCCGCGGUGCUCGGCGGGACGCCGGCGGAGAGCGACCUCGGGGUUAAGGGGUGGCGCUGGACGUCAGAGCCAAAAUGGCGGCGGUGGUCGGAGUCUCCUUGAGGCGACGUUUCCCGGCCACAGCCCUUGGCGGAGCCUGCCUGCAGGUGAGCUCCGGGGUCGCGGAGAGAGGGCAGGCCUGCCGAGGGGCCCAGACAGCUGCAGCCGCAGCUCCCCGAAUCAAGAAAUUUGCCAUCUACCGGUGGGACCCAGACAAGACUGGAGAUAAACCUCAUAUGCAAACUUAUGAGAUUGAUUUGAAUAAAUGUGGUCCUAUGGUGUUGGAUGCUUUAAUCAAGAUUAAGAAUGAAAUUGAUUCUACCUUGACCUUCCGACGAUCAUGCAGAGAAGGUAUCUGUGGCUCCUGUGCAAUGAACAUCAAUGGGGGCAACACUCUCGCUUGCACCCGAAGGAUUGACACCAACCUCAGCAAAGUCUCAAAAAUCUACCCUCUUCCACAUAUGUAUGUGAUAAAGGACCUUGUUCCUGAUUUGAGCAACUUCUAUGCUCAGUACAAAUCCAUUGAGCCUUAUUUGAAGAAGAAGGAUGAAUCCCAGGAAGGCAAGCAGCAGUACCUGCAGUCCAUAGAAGAUCGGGAGAAACUGGAUGGGCUGUAUGAGUGCAUUCUCUGUGCCUGCUGCAGCACCAGCUGCCCGAGCUACUGGUGGAAUGGAGACAAAUAUUUGGGGCCUGCAGUUCUUAUGCAGGCCUAUCGCUGGAUGAUCGACUCCAGAGACGACUUCACAGAGGAGCGUCUGGCCAAGCUGCAGGACCCGUUCUCUCUGUACCGCUGCCACACCAUCAUGAACUGCACACAGACCUGUCCCAAGGGGCUGAAUCCAGGCAAAGCUAUUGCCGAAAUCAAGAAAAUGAUGGCAGCCUACAAGGAGAAGAAAGCUGCAGCUUAACUGUUCUCAUGCUAAACUUGAUGCAUAGCCAGCUCAGCUGAACAUAAUUUAUAUCUAAUUUGAGUUCCUUCAAAGUUCUUGAUUUUCCAUGAAUAUAGCAUGUAUAAUAAAACUUAUAAGAAA